Molecule: messenger RNA, 2205 nt
Organism: Neocloeon triangulifer
Lineage: Eukaryota; Metazoa; Arthropoda; Insecta; Ephemeroptera; Baetidae
Gene: Rip11
Product: rab11 family-interacting protein 1
Exons: 12
Coding region: 174-1790 (538 amino acids)
Biological process (GO): regulated exocytosis
Cellular component (GO): intracellular membrane-bounded organelle
Molecular function (GO): small GTPase binding
Source: RefSeq, a predicted model, not a curated record
UCACACACAAGCCGUCGAAUUCAACCAACACAGGUGCUGCCAGUUUUAGUUUUACCUGCGGGUCGGUCAGCCAGCGUCAUCCGCCUUAUCGUGUCGCUGGUGACUAAUAAAUAAUCCGAUUGUUGUGACUCAGACACGCCCGGACAUCUGGGACACUCGGACGGACACUCGCGAUGUGGAGUCCGACGCACGUUCAGGUCACAGUUCAAAAAGCGAGAGAUUUGCUGACCAAAGGAAAAAAUGGCACCAACGACGCGUUCGUCACGAUCGCGCUGGGCAAAGAAAAGUACCAAACGUCGGUGAAGGAAAAAGCAUCUGGCGCCGUCGAAUGGCACGAAGAAUGCGAACUGCAAAUUCCCGAACAUGGGAACACGGCCGAAGUGGUGCUUUCGGCUCUGCACAGGAACUUUCUGGGCGUGGACGAAUUUCUCGGUAUGGUGAGCAUCCCACUGUCUGAUUUUGACGUCUACGAGAGGCCGCGCAACAGAUGGUACACCCUGAAGAGCAAGCCCGGCAAGGAGAAGAACAAGCCGCGUGGAGAGCUCGAGGUCAAAAUUGCGUUCAUCGUCAAGGCGGGCAGUUUGACCGACCUCAGCAAAAAGGAGAAGCACAAAUCCUCUCUCGGACAACUCGGACAAGUGGCCCAUUCAGUCGGUGGAAGUUUGCUCAGUAUUGGAAGUUCUGAUAAAAGAAAAAGCUUGAAGAGAUUUGCCAAGUCAAUAGGCAGCAAAGUUUCAAGAAAAGACAAGCAUCGAAGUGAUUCUUUCAAGGAGGAAGGAAGUUUUGACAAUAGUCAUGUUGAAGACUCGCCCUCUUUCUCCCGCAUGACUGGAAGGACUUUGGGAGGAGGUCAAAUCAAAGGAGAGGCUGACCCUGGGGUCAUCAGUGAAGACGAAGAUGAGUUUGCUUUUGACGAACUCUCUCACAAAAGUUCAGCCAGUUCGCUCAGCAACAGCAAUGCAGUGCCGUCUUCGUACUCGAACACCUCCACCCUGCCAGUGGCCAAUUCACUUGAGAAUUUGGCCGGAGGAGAGUUUUUGAGGCGCACGUCGGAACUUCCUCCAGCCGUUGCUGCCCCUGCAAAGCCGCCCAGAAACUCUCCGGAGAAAACUACCAUUGUGGAUGAGUGGGAUGAGAAAAUUUUCGGCCGCAAAGAUACCAUUUCGAUUGGAUCUGGUUCGUUGAAACGGAGAUCUUGGAAAGAAGAAGCGCCUAAAGUGGAAAAACAACCGGAGGAGCCUGAAAAGGAGAAGGAAAAAGAGCCGGAAAAGCCUCCCUCACCGAAGAAGACUUUGGCGCCGCAGCCAAUGCCGAGAGUUCCGUCCAAGAGCAGCUUCAAGGAAAUCAUUGUUGAGACUGAAAAGGAGGAGGAAAAGAAGAAGAAGGACAAUAAUAAAGAAAAUAAGGAAAAGGAGCCCAAGGAGAAGGAUGGAAUCUUUUCCCGCAAGUUGAAGGCCUUCAAAAAAGAUUCGCCAAAUGAUUUGACACCAACAAAACCUACUGUGGUAUCUCUAAUCAAUGCCAACGCCCCGUAUGAGAGGAUCAUAAUCGGGGGCGAGAGUGACAAGCCAAAUCCCAGAAUCACAUCAAAACGCCUUCCCUCAGAAGUGAUGGAGAAGUUCAAGGACAAAUCCAGAGAGGAGCUGAUUGAGCUGGUCUGCAACCUGCAAUGCGCCGUCGAGCUGCAGCAAAAGCGAAUGAAAGACAUGGAGGACUACCUGGACGACCUGUUGCUCCGAGUGAUGGAAACCACCCCUCGGAUUCUUCAAAACCCAAAAGUUCUGCACUGAUCAAAAAAUGUUGCAGCUCCACUGGCUGAGCAGUUUCCCAUGAGAAGAUGCCAAAAGUAAAUUCAUCACAGAACUCAGUGAUUUGAAAAGUGCGAAAAAGUGUAUUUAAUUAAUUGAUAUGCGUGAGAUUACAAUUAAUCCAAACUGUGUAAUAAUAAUUCCGUGGACCACUUAUGUCAAGAUGACAAUAUUAAAUGUUAUGUAAAGGUAAGAGAAAACUCCAUAAAUAAUAUGAGAUCUACUAUGGCCCUUAAAACAUUGUGAUUUUUCAUACUUUUCAUUGUAACUUGUAACCAACCCAAAUUUGCUGCUAAAUAUCCAUAAUAUAAAGCUAAAUAGAUUGUAUUUUAUGUUGAACUUUUGUUGUACCAAGUUAACCACUGAUAAAAAUCAAUGAAAAUAAAGUGUAAAACAU